This is a messenger RNA of Gopherus flavomarginatus (Mexican gopher tortoise), 2225 nucleotides long. RefSeq lists its product as uncharacterized. The record is from RefSeq and is a predicted model, not a curated record. Bases 1380 to 2006 code for a protein of 208 amino acids. NCBI's taxonomy places the organism in Eukaryota, Metazoa, Chordata, Testudines, Testudinidae. The transcript is spliced from 3 exons.
CCCUCUCCCCGUUUGGGGAGUGUGUGUAGGGAUCGCGCUGCGCUCUCCGUGGGGAGGUGCUGUGUGCUGGCUUGGGGCCUGACCUCGCACCCUCCUCAGAGGCACGGGUAACCUGUGGGGUGCGGGUUGCCCGCUCAGUCUUCAUGGGCGUUGCGGGGGGAGGUGUUUUCCCCUGCUAGCCAGGCCGGGAAGGGUGUAACUCACACAACACAGAGGCAUUGGGGAGGGUGUAACUGUGUCCCAGCCCCACACUCACCGCAUGCCGUAGACCCCCGUGGGAAGGGCAGAGGGUUUAGAGUUGAGGCUGCUGGGUUUUAUACCAAGCUCUACUGCUGGUUUAGGUAACUUUGGCUAAUCACUUCUCUGCCACCGUUUACCUUUCUGUAAAAUGGGUGUAAAUUCUUACCUAAGGUGCCUGAGCACGUUAAAAUACUCACGAGGGGGACACCUAGGGUAACCAGACAGCAAGUGUGAAAAAUCAGGAUGGGGGUGGGGGGUAAUAGGAGUUUAUAUAAGAAAAAGACCCAAAAAUCGGGACUGUCCCUAUAAAAUCGGGACAUCUGGUCACCCUAGGGGCACCAGGAAGCCACUUCCUUUGUAUAAUAUCACUGAACCUGCCUGUUGUAUUAGGAAAUAUAAUUGGCUGAGAACUUAUAUAUUUUCUUUCAUCUGAAAAUAUCAAAGUAUUGAGAACAAUACAGCAAGACGUUAAGUGACCUGCUCAAGGAUACACUUGUGAAAUAUCUUUGUUUAACAAAAAAAAAAACCCUUUAAUUCAGAUUAUAUUACUAAGAAAUGGUUUUCUUUAGGAGUCUAAAUCACACAUUGUAUUUAUUUUAUAUUUUUAAAAAAUCCCAAAAUCUUAGUAUAGUAUAUCAGAAAUUUGCCAAUAGAUAAACAUAGCCACCAGUCUCGCUUUUAUGUUCUCUCCCCCUAUAACCAAAGGGAUAUAUUUAAUGACUAUAAAUAAUGUUUGAUACUUACCAUGCAUUUGACAUAUUUGCUGUCUUCUGGAAGGUAUAAUAUUGGUAGCCUUAAUUUUGAUUAUGCUGAAAUUCUUUGUAAAUAUUUGGGCCAUGGAAAUUAUUGCUACUGUUCUAGUAUGUCUUCUCUUACAAAUGGUUUAUGUUUCACAAUAUGCAAAAAGAGAAGAAGGAUGAUCCUGUGUUAGGGCACUCACUUGGGGACUUGGAGAGCUGGAGUUGAUUUACCUGCUUCAUCACAACUUCUGUGUGACUUUGGACAAGUCACUUAAGCCCAGAUCCUCAAAGGCUAUCUUGGACUACCUGGUUCGUUUGAGGAACAAGGGCCUGGCACACUCUUCCAUUAGAGUUCAACUCACAGCCAUCUCUGCUUUUCACCUACCAGUCCAAGGACAAAUGGUGUUCUCCCAUGACAUGAUGGUCAGAUUCCUGAGAGGGCUGGAGAGACUCUUCCCGCAGGUACGGGCUCCUGUCCCGCAGUGGGAUCUUAACUUGGUCCUCUCUAGGCCUAUUGGCCCUCCCUUUGAGCCACUGGGUUCCUGCUUCUUUUCCCACCUGUCAUGGAAGGUCGCGUUCCUGGUGGCAGUGACAUCAGCAAGAUGGGUCUCUGAGAUUAAAGCCUUGACCUCAGAACCUCUGUACAUGGUCUUCUACAAAGAUAAGGUUCAGUUGCGGCCCCACCCAGCCUUCCUGCUGAAGGUGGUUUCUACCUUCCAUAUGAACCAGGACAUCUUCCUCCAGGUGUUCUGUCCCAAACUGCACAAGGCCAGUGAAGAAAGGCGUCUUCACUCCCUGGAUGUCCGGAGGGCCUUGGCUUUUUACUUAGAGCGUACCAAACCUUUCUAUAAAUCGAUUCAACUCUUCACUGCUACAGCGGAUAAGAUGAAGGGUCACCCGGUGUCCUCGCAGAGGAUUUCCAAUUGGAUUACCUCAUGGAUAAGGACCCCAUGCAACACAUCUCGAAGAACACCGGUUACGGAAAAGGUCCAAGAAAUAUCUACCAGACCCAUGGAUAUGAAGUAAAUAUUGUACAGAUCCUGGUAGGAAACAAAUAGAAACUUGCUAUGAGAAAUGGACUGGCAACAGUCAUAGGAUAUUUUACAUUCUGAGUAACAAAGAAAAGUAAUUUAGCUAAAAAAACAACGUAUCUAGUGAGUGAUGUAACUUACACAGUAUUUUUUUCAGAAACCAUGAUCCAUAAAAUUCUUAAGAACCUGAUUCAUCCUCCUUCAGAUAUGAUGU